CUAGAAGCUUACAAAUUCAUCUUGACGGGCAGAACCGAAUUUCAAGACAUGAUUAAAUACGUUCCAUCUGAAAGGACGCAUCACAUUCAGCCAGUCGGCCAAAGUGUCAAGAGAACAAACAACUUUUACGCCGCAUGUUCCUGCGUCUCGACACUGAACCCGCAGUUCCGUGACAUUUGGCAGUGACAGCGCCCCACCAUUCCAUAGUAUACGCAGUACUUCCACUUGAGACUCGCUUUAGCACCAAUCCUGACCUCUGCAGACGGCUUCAUCCAUCAUCCAUCCCAUCUUCACUGCAGCAUCCUUUGCAUCCCAGCUGGUGUAAACUCGCAGACAACAUUAUUAAAAAAGAAAAAAAAAAGAAAAAAAGAACCACAAUGUCUUCCAUUACUCAGGGUUCAUACCCUCCCCUUCUCCAAGAUGCCGAAAAAGAACGACUUGUGCAAGUCGUCAAGGACUGGACUGUAGCCCAUGGCCUCACUGUUCGCCCACCACCUGCCAUCGCCGGUAACGACACCGAAGGCAUCCUCGCCACAAGUGCGCCCGUUACCCUCUUUCCCAGCCCCUUCCCCAAGAGCUGCUUUGAGGAGGCAAAGGCUAUUCAGACUACAUACAACGAGCUGUAUGCUCUCAUUAGCCAGGAUGAGGAGUUCCUCACAGAGAUGGUCAAGGAGGUUGCUGGCGGCGACGAGUUCAUUGCCAACUUAUGGAACGUCCACCUCCGUGUGAAGAAGGAAGGCUAUGUCCAAAACCUCGCUUUAGGCCUCUUCCGCUCCGACUACAUGGUGCACCAAGACGACGCCUCCCUGCAAAUCAAGCAAGUCGAAUUCAACACCAUCGCCUCCUCCUUCGGCGGCCUGUCCACUCAGACCUCUCUCCUGCACAAACACCUCGCUCAGCACGAGUACCCUCUCCUCUCUUCUUCCUCCUCCGCCUCGAACCUCGACCUUCCAUCCAACGACUCCGCCGCCGGUCUCGCCGCCGGUCUCCGCGCCGCCUUCGACGCCUACGGCCCUUCCACUCUCGGCCAUCCCACGUGCGUCCUCUUCCUCACCCAGACCGGUGAGCGCAACGUCUUUGACCAGCGUCACCUUGAAUACGCCCUCACCUCAUCCGGCCCUAACAAAGUCCCCGUCUUCCGCCUCCCUUUCUCCGACAUCCUCACCCACACCACCCUCGCCUCUACCCCCACGCGCCAGCUCCUCUACACUCUCCCCAGCAACCCUUCCCUGGUCUUCGAAGUAGCCGUCGUCUACCUCCGUGCCGGUUACGGCCCCGGUGACUACCCAGACCAAGAAGCGUGGGAGGCGCGCUACCAGAUCGAGCGAUCCAACGCCGUCUGCUGUCCUACGGUUCUCACGCAGCUGGCGGGCAUGAAGAAAGUACAGCAAGUCCUGGCCACCCCGGAGGAAAGCAACUCCAACUCGGUCCCCUCCGCGCUGGCCAAGUUCAUGCCUCCCACCGCGGAGAAGACCCAGCGUCUCCUCAAGACCUUUACAAAUAUCUACCCUCUCGAUACCUCUUCUUCCGGCCUGCACGCCCGCUCCCUCGCCACUUCCCCCACUCAAUGCCAGAAAUACGUGAUGAAGCCGCAGCGCGAGGGCGGAGGCAACAACUUCUAUCGGUCGGCGAUCCCCGAGCAACUGGCCAAAAUCCCCGAGGAACACUGGAACUCGUUUAUUCUCAUGGAGAUCAUCGAGCCGCCUGCGCUGGCGAACAGUAUUCUCAGGAACGGCAAGGUAGAAGUGGGGGGCGUCAUUUGCGAAUUGGGCGUUUAUGGUACUUGUCUGUGGGAUCAAAGCAGUGGGGAGAUCAAGUUCAAUGAGGAGGCCGGGUAUUUGUUGAGGACGAAGGGGGACAAGAGUGAGGAGGGAGGCGUGGCAGCGGGUUAUGGGUGUAUGGAUAGUGUUACUCUUGUCUAAGUUGAGGGAUGAGGAAGAAAAGGGCUGUCUGCUUGGAUAUAAAGUGGCGAUGGGUGAUGAUGACGUACAAAUGGAUGGGUGGCUAGAGGAAUAGAGGCAAGUAAGUCAUCGAAGCACGUUUAAAGGUGCCUGUAUCUAGAGUUCUUUUCCAGCACCAAGUAUCCCACCGAGGUCAUAAUGAUAAGAUCCUGCCUCGCUCCCCUUCCGCAAAUUACCG
This is a messenger RNA of Neurospora crassa OR74A, 2139 nucleotides long. Its product is annotated as glutathione synthetase large subunit, variant. The record is from RefSeq and is a predicted model, not a curated record. Gene Ontology annotation, biological process: glutathione biosynthetic process. The transcript has 4 exons. Gene Ontology annotation, molecular function: glutathione synthase activity; ATP binding; glutathione binding. The coding region runs from base 378 to 1922 and encodes 514 amino acids. NCBI's taxonomy places the organism in Eukaryota, Fungi, Ascomycota, Sordariomycetes, Sordariales, Sordariaceae. Gene Ontology annotation, cellular component: cytosol.